CCGGAAGUGGCGCUGACGUCGCUGUGCGUGCAGGCGGCUGCGUCGGGCUGCAGGAGAAGAUGGCGGUCUCCACAGGAGUUAAAGUUCCUCGUAAUUUUCGCUUGUUGGAAGAACUUGAAGAAGGACAAAAAGGAGUAGGCGAUGGUACGGUUAGCUGGGGCCUUGAAGAUGAUGAAGAUAUGACACUUACAAGGUGGACAGGCAUGAUUAUUGGGCCACCAAGGACAAAUUAUGAAAACAGAAUAUAUAGCCUGAAAGUAGAAUGUGGACCUAAAUACCCAGAAGUUCCUCCAUCAGUUAGAUUUGUAACCAAAAUUAAUAUGAAUGGAAUUAAUAAUUCCAGUGGAAUGGUGGAUGCACGGAGCAUACCAGUGUUAGCAAAAUGGCAAAAUUCAUAUAGCAUUAAAGUUGUACUUCAAGAGCUAAGACGUCUAAUGAUGUCCAAAGAAAAUAUGAAGCUUCCACAGCCACCAGAAGGACAAACAUACAACAAUUAAUUUUAGUGGAUCUCAAACUUGUCUUAAAUCAACAACCUUCUACUCAUGUUAAUGUCUUGAUUAAAUAUCACAAUGCAAAAUACCCACACAUUAAGUAAAAGAAUUCCAGCUGGUAAACAUGACCUGGACAUUUGUAAGAAUAUAUUUAAUAUAUGUACACCAUUAUGUUUUCCGGUUACAGGAGGAAAAAUGCAGCACAAUUUUUUUUUUCUCUUGUUAAGGCACUAUCAUUUAAGCAUAAACCUGGAGUACUCAAAAUAGAAUUCAGGUUUACAAGAUGAAAGCAUGGAGAGAAGAAUCAGACGCUGUGGAAGCAUGUGUGUUUCUGAAAAGUAAAAACAAAUUUCAAGAGGAAAAACAGAAAUGGCAUGCUUUGUCCAUCUUACUUAGUGAAAGAGCUUCAGUUGAAAUUGUCUAAAGUAGCAGGUACAAUGAAUAUUGUCACAAAUUGUGUUAAUUUUUGAAGCAGUGUGGGUGCUACUAGUAGUAUCAAAAAAAUGUUCAGGAUUGUUUUGAUACCUGUAUUUAUAAUAAAAGAUGUUUGGGGGAGGUCGAUGAAUUUCUGUUAAAAGCCGUUCCUGUGUGUUACAUGUAACAGACAUGGUAAAUAUUUGUUUACAGUCUUUGACAAACCAUGCAUUUAAGUGAAAUCAACAAAAAGGAAAUAGGUGUAUGGGUAUGUGAUUUUGAGAUUAAAGUUAGUCUUAAAAUGUAAAUAAAAUGUGGAACAUGUCCUCAGAAACCGUGCCAUUUCUAUUAUAUGAUGUGGUAUAUGUAUAGUACCUUGCUGAGGUAGCAAAAAUUGGAAUUAUUAUAGCUAUUCAUCUAUAAACACCUUUAUUAUCCUAUUUUGUAUACUUCUUGUGAAUUAGAAUUUGCAGAGUAUUUGAGACGACAAAUUACCUAAUUAGUUUAAUUUCAUUUUUGGAGAAAGAGGAAUCGUGGGUAUUAUAUUUUAAAUUUUAGUUGGCCAGAAAUACUAUUUAAAAAUGUUUGGAUUCCAGCAGUUCUUAUAGAAUUAUAAAUUGCAAAUUAUCCGAAUACACAUUCCAUUCUCUUUGUAACUUCUUUUUUCUAUAAUUUUCUGUGACAUUUCUUCCCCCAGUGCUUCUAAUUGGGAUUAAUUUUAUCCAGUUUCUCUUAGCCUCCACUUUGACAAAUAGAAAUUCUUAAUUGAAAGCUCAUUUAUCUUCUCCCUUUACCAAAAUGACUCAAGGCUUUACGUAACUGUUUUUCAUUUCAAAGCAUAUACUACUUUGGGUAUACUACUUUGUUAAAAAUGUUUUUUUCUUACGAAUUCCCUGAAGAAAAUAGAAGGGUGGUCAGGUAUCAAGGACAAAUUUCUUAAAGAUUCCCUGAUAUGUUUUUAUCAAGUCAUUCAUAGAGCUCUGAGCUACUUUUUCUUGGUUAAUAAUACAUGAGUUAGUGACAGCUUGUCUAAACUUACUAAUUUCAACAUGGCUAUUUUUAAUUAUCAAAGAUGUCUAAAAUGCUUUCAGAUGACACAUAGAAAUGAUAUACCCACAAAUUAGUGCAUGUGUAAUUUAUUAAAGUAGGUUUGAAAUGAAUUAUUAUCUUGGCAUACUUUCUUAAAAAUUUUGAAUUGUUGAACUUGAUUUACAGUGACUUCAUAUGUAAAACCAUUACUGGUAGUCUAAAUUAGUCUAACAGCUUCUUUUCCACUUUGGAAAUAUGUCUUGUCAUACAGUGUAGCUAAUAACCAUUUGAAUGUUAAAUUAUAUUGGUAGGCUGAGAAUCUGGGUACCUUGAUCACUUAUUCUCUUUCCUUUUCCCAUAUCCACUAUUGUGAAGGGUUCUCCCCCCAAGUAUAUGUUGUCUGAGUUGGCUGAGGGUGUUUAUUUCCUCUGUUUUGUUUUUGGGACUGUGGAUCUCUGCAGAAAUCUGCAUGCUAAUUAGUUUCCAAAGCAGAAUCCAUUUUGCAUGUAACAAUCAAGAUAUACAUGGCAAUCUAAAACACACUGGUUGAUUAUAGAAAGAGCUAAUGUAGAGCUGCUCUUAAUUAUAGUAACAUUUCUAAGACCGCAUUUCGAAGCAAUCUUUCCUUUGUUUUCUAAAGUGGCUAGGGUUAUAGGAGUGUAUGGUAUUAAAUGAACUGUAAAAUUGCCUUUGAAAUUUGUUUAAAAGACUAGCAGUUGCGACCCUAGGGGAUGAUCAGUAAAUUUAAUAAAGAUUACAAAAAUGAAA
This is a messenger RNA of Lutra lutra (Eurasian river otter), 2702 nucleotides long. RefSeq names its product ubiquitin conjugating enzyme E2 V2 (gene UBE2V2). The transcript has 4 exons. Gene Ontology annotation, cellular component: nucleus. Gene Ontology annotation, biological process: DNA damage tolerance; protein K63-linked ubiquitination. Lineage: Eukaryota; Metazoa; Chordata; Mammalia; Carnivora; Mustelidae. The record is from RefSeq and is a predicted model, not a curated record. Bases 60 to 497 code for a protein of 145 amino acids.